AUGAACUGGGGCUUACUUGGAGACGAAGCACCGGAAUCUCAUAAGCUGAGCGCCCGUCGCAACUCAGAGACAACGCAAGUUGCUGCGCCAUCUGUUAUGAUCUCUUCUUGCAUCCUGAUGUAA
Colletotrichum lupini is the source of this 123-nucleotide messenger RNA. RefSeq lists its product as uncharacterized. NCBI's taxonomy places the organism in Eukaryota, Fungi, Ascomycota, Sordariomycetes, Glomerellales, Glomerellaceae. The record is from RefSeq and is a predicted model, not a curated record. The transcript has 2 exons. Bases 1 to 123 code for a protein of 40 amino acids.